Notolabrus celidotus (New Zealand spotty) is the source of this 1763-nucleotide messenger RNA. RefSeq names its product PDZK1 interacting protein 1 (gene pdzk1ip1). The transcript is spliced from 6 exons. Lineage: Eukaryota; Metazoa; Chordata; Actinopteri; Labriformes; Labridae. The record is from RefSeq and is a predicted model, not a curated record. The coding region runs from base 811 to 1281 and encodes 156 amino acids.
CAGGGGCCCUGAGGUUCAAGAUGGACAGAAACAAUGUUAACUAUUUUAUAUCCCUUGGACCAGGUUUUUGUACCUUUUGUUUUUUAACAGCAUCAGAAAACAUCCUGCAUCUUAUUUAUAUAAGGCACACGUUUGAAAAAUGAUCAAAAGAUUUCUAUAGACUUUCUUUUUUUCCUGCAGCGCUCCUCUGUAGGUCACAGGAAGAAAAAUGUAAUAAUUUAAAGGUGCAACAUCACAUUUACUGAACUUAGCUUUAUAUUGUCACCCAUGUCCCAUUUGUUACCAAGGAGGAGGCUGAGUUUGGGACCUAUAAUGCAGCCAACCACAAGGGGGCAAUCUAGAUGUUUUGGCUCCACUUUUGUGGCACUUUCAUGUCAAUUAUCUUUGUAUACAGUCAAAUGAACCGACCCAAGGUGAAACUAUGCCUGUGAGAAUGUGUAAAAGUUGGAGAUUAACUGAAACCUUUACCUGGCUCUACCUCUGGUCAAAGUCGUCCUGCCUUUUAUAAAACAAACAUAUCGAACCCUCAAGUUUCUCUAGUUUCAAAGUAAACAGUUUUUUCCGUCCUGCAGACGACAGAAUCAUAAAGCGCCAUAAACGGAGAGUAGAUAGAGCUUUUCCUGUGAAUCAGAGUGUGUGCUAAGACUUUGAGUUAAAUAUUAACAGACGUGCUGACCUCCUGCUUCACCUGACUACACCUGAACUUCACAUCUACUCUCUGUUGUCAGUGUUGAAACUUUGACUCAACGAGUGAAGAUCCACGUUUUCUCCUGUGGCGUUUUUUAUCACUGUUUUUAUUCAGCAGCAGUGAUGGAGAGACUCUCCGCGCUGAUUUCCUGUUUGUUACUGACAGUCGGAGCGUCAUCGGCUCAGACAGAUUUUGUGAAGCCCGUCGAGCGUCUCCUGCCUCAGUGGCUCACCGGACUCAUCGCUGUAGUCGGAUUCCUGUUCCUUACCUUCGUCCUCUUCCUGGUGAACAGGGCGUGGUGCGACAAGUCUGACAGAAGGAGCACUUCAGCUGAGGCAGUGAUAGAAAAUGACAUUAUGACUGAAGAAAACACGUAUGAGACGAGUAUGGACCUGGUCAGGAGGAAGUCAGGGGAGUCAGAGACAGGAAACACGUACCAGACCACUCUGGACCUGGUCAGGAGGAAGUCAGGGGAGUCAGAGACAGGAAACACGUACCAGACCACUCUGGACCUGGUCAGGAACAAAGAUGAAGUGAACACGUUUUAUAACCAGGGGUUUGACAGCUAUGAAGAAAAGGUGACCUCCAUGUGACCGUCCUGCAGCAAUCCUAUCGGCUGACAUCCUCUCCAGCUCCAGACAGAGACAUGAAACACCCUCACUGAAGAGCGUCAUCUUUGUUCUACCUUUAAUCUUAGGUUGAUAAAGCUGACUGUCAGAAACCUUUCACUUUAUAUUUACUCAAAAAUAUCUUCUUUAAAUGUUUGUUUCUGUUAUUUAUCUUCAAACGCUACAAAAUCACACACAUAUAUAUAUAUAUAUAUAACAUCUGUAAAAAGUUUGUGAUCAUUAAUAAUCUUUAAUUUGUAAAGUAGAUGGAUAUCAGUGUGUUUGUCUGACAUGUCUCCCCCUGUCAGAGAUUCAGAUCAGUGACCAUCACGAGCUCAGGUGUCUGUCAGGUGAUCUGUGGGCUGAUUAAUAAUUUAUCUUUUCCAACAAUCUGCUGAGUCAACUCUCAUUACCGAUCGUUAAAAACAGACUUGUAAAUUAAUAAUUAAACAAAACAAACUAUGAGA